AGGAGAUCUAACUGCCCUUCCAGCUUGCGUCACUGCCUCAGAGAGAGGAGAGCGAACUGAAGAGAGCGAAGCAGUUCAGAGGGAAGGACCGGUGCGAGACAGGCAGCCCUUGAGGCUCUGCUCGCCCACCUUCCACUCUUCUCUCCCUCUCUCCCUCUCUCUUUGCCAUUUCUUUCCUCUCCCAAAUCUCGCAUUCAGCCAAAGGAAGGAGGUAAGGGAAGCACCUCCCACCUCCAAAAAAAAAUAAUAAUAAAAUUUUACAGUCGGGACCGAGUGGUGACCGGCUAGCUAUGGAGCUGCUGUGCUGUGAGGUGGACCCGGUCCGCAGGGCCGUGCCGGACCGCAACCUGCUGGAAGACCGCGUCCUGCAGAACCUGUUGACUAUCGAGGAGCGCUACCUCCCGCAGUGUUCCUAUUUCAAGUGCGUGCAGAAGGACAUCCAGCCGUACAUGCGCAGGAUGGUGGCUACCUGGAUGCUAGAGGUCUGUGAGGAACAGAAGUGUGAAGAAGAGGUCUUUCCUCUGGCCAUGAAUUACCUGGACCGUUUCUUGGCUGGAGUCCCGACUCCUAAGACCCAUCUCCAGCUCCUGGGCGCUGUGUGCAUGUUCCUAGCUUCCAAGCUGAAAGAGACCAUCCCGCUGACUGCCGAAAAGCUGUGUAUUUACACCGACAAUUCUGUGAAACCCCAGGAGCUGCUGGAGUGGGAACUGGUGGUGCUGGGUAAGCUGAAGUGGAACCUGGCUGCAGUCACCCCUCACGACUUCAUUGAGCACAUCCUCCGCAAGCUGCCCCAGCAGAAGGAGAAGCUGUCCCUGAUCCGCAAGCAUGCGCAGACCUUCAUCGCUCUGUGUGCUACGGACUUCAAGUUUGCCAUGUACCCGCCAUCGAUGAUCGCAACUGGAAGCGUGGGAGCAGCCAUCUGCGGGCUUCAGCAGGACGAGGAAGUGAAUGCACUCACGUGCGAUGCCCUGACGGAGCUGCUGGCCAAGAUCACCCACACCGAUGUGGAUUGCCUCAAAGCCUGCCAGGAGCAAAUCGAGGCCGUGCUGCUUAACAGCCUUCAGCAGUUCCGUCAAGAGCAGCACAACGGCUCCAAGUCUGUGGAAGAUCCGGACCAAGCCACCACCCCUACAGACGUGCGGGAUGUUGACCUGUGAGGAAGCCAUUCGGGCGGCAAGAGAGAGGCGUGUUCGUCAUCUGCUAGCCCCUUCUCUCUCUCUCUCUAGUUAUGUCUUGUUCUUUUGUGUUUUAGGAUGAAAGUUCAAAAACAAAAAACAAAAAAAAAACAAAAAAAACAAAAACAAAAUCUACCCCCACCUAGAUCGUAUUUAAAGGUCUUUUAGAAGUGAGAGGGAAAGGCCAUAUAGUUGAGGCGCAUGUGGUACCUGUUCAAAGUCCAGCAGAAGGGGAUCCCUUGUAUAUGCGAACCGUUAUCAUGUGAUGAUGUAAGAGUUCUAGUGAGAUGCUUACAGGAGAGCCCUCAGACUAGCUAGAGAACGUGUAUACCUGCAGUAUGGCAACGAAUUAGAGGAGACUGUCUCUUGUGCUUGGGAACUAGUGCAUAUGCCCCCUUUAGUAGAAUUGCAAGAAACCAUGGAUGCCGGUGCGGCAUGAGUAGUUUGCAAAGCAGUGAACCCAAGAAGGAAUCAGAAAUGAGAAGGGACAUGCUGGGGAGGUUACGCAGAACCACCCAACCACACGACUGAACCAUUUUGGAUGUAAGAAGCGUCCUGAUGCCUCACCACGUGUUCCCAAGACUGAGCGUGGUGGGGUCUCUACGUUGCCUACUCCUGCUGACUACAGUAGCUGCUACCUAAGGGAUAUGUCUUUUGCCAAUUGGACGCAGGUGAUUGGCUCCUAAGUCUCAUGUUUGGUGAAUUUGGGCGUCUUCUUCCAAACAUGGUUCAUUGUAGACUAUCCCACUGUUAUCUGAUGGAGGGAAUUAGCUAUGGGCCGUGACAAAAAAACUCAUCUAAUGGGGGCAGAUGGAGACCACAGAUGGAAUCUUGAAAACAAAGCUUCUAUGUAACCGGAAGAGGGUGAGGUGAUCUUUUAUCCCUUAUUAAGAAGAAGAAGAAGAAGAAAAAAAAAACUCUUAAUUUUUGGUGCUGAUUGGUGCGUCUGGUCCACAGUUUAAUGUUGUUAUAAACCAUUCCACUAGAAAAGCACUUUGAAAAUUUUGGGGGAGGGUAGAGUGGGAUAUGGGAUGGUUUAUGCAAAUCAUGUUGAAUAUGCCUUCCUUCUUUGCCCCUCCCCUUCCUGACCUCUUCCGGUUACUAUUCAUUUCUGGAGUCUGAUUUUCUGGUACCCAGCUCUGGUGUUCCUGCCAGGACUGAGAGAGCCCUCUGCUGAUAUUCUCAUCCCAGCAUUCCUCGGAAAAGCCUGUAAACAAAGGUCUAAACCAUUCUGAUGGCUUAGAAGGAUUGAAUCCCCGUCUAUGUUUGUCUCCUUUGGACAUAGAAAGAAAAGUUACUUCUGGUGCAAAGGCUAAACAUCAGGGUGUGGCAUUUUGGUCCCUUUUCCGUUUCGUUUGUUUGUUUGUUCGUUAAUUUUAGUGCAAAGUUGUAUUCAUUGUACUUGAAGACCUCCUCUCCCACUUCUUUGAGACAGUCAGUAAACAGAAGUUGGAGCUGCAGUUGGGUUUUUUCUGUUUUUUGUUUUUGUUUUUGUUUGUUGGUUUUUUUUUUUGCACAAUUAUAAUUGACAGGUAAUGAAGCUACUUGUUAAAAUAUCUGCCUUUUUUUUUUUAAGAGAAAAGAUCAGAACAGGGCUGCUUUGAAAAAUUAUCGUACACAGGUUCUGCCUUGUUUCACAGUAUGAGGGUUAAAGAUGGAGAACUAUCUAAGGGUCUCUUACCUUUUCGUUUUCUUUUUGUUCUGUUUAUUAUUAUUUUUCGCUGCUAAGAAGCUAAGAUCGUUCAUCCCCAUUCACAUUAACAGUGCCUAGCUGUAAUGUUUCACGGUGUGCUGCUAUCUUAGAAACACUGUUAUAAUAUGUUAUUUUACUGCUUAAAUUUCAAGUCCCGAAGUAGAUGGUUGAGAAAUGAGUUCUUUGUACUGGAAAACGCUUUUCCUCUCCUGGUCUUCUGGGUCGCGUCUUGUUUGGUUUCGUUUUAUUCCUUUUCUUUCGUGCUUCUUCAUUUCCAGGUUUUCUUUCCUCCUCUGAUCACAUUCUUCAAAGAGAGUUUCUUUACCUCAGGUUUACUGGACAGAGAA
Molecule: messenger RNA, 3215 nt
Organism: Rattus rattus (black rat)
Lineage: Eukaryota; Metazoa; Chordata; Mammalia; Rodentia; Muridae
Gene: Ccnd2
Product: cyclin D2
Exons: 5
Coding region: 291-1157 (288 amino acids)
Biological process (GO): positive regulation of G1/S transition of mitotic cell cycle; mitotic cell cycle phase transition; regulation of cyclin-dependent protein serine/threonine kinase activity
Cellular component (GO): cytoplasm; nucleus; cyclin-dependent protein kinase holoenzyme complex
Molecular function (GO): cyclin-dependent protein serine/threonine kinase regulator activity
Source: RefSeq, a predicted model, not a curated record